Molecule: messenger RNA, 4907 nt
Organism: Megalopta genalis
Lineage: Eukaryota; Metazoa; Arthropoda; Insecta; Hymenoptera; Halictidae
Gene: wapl
Product: cohesin release factor wings apart-like
Source: RefSeq, a predicted model, not a curated record
ACAAUCUUGUGUAUUGUAUUGCUCGUUUUUUUGUGUGUGGUAUGUAUCUAAAUCUUGAAACGAAAAACAUCGACAGAUGGCUCAAGAUCAUGUUAUGACUAAUAUUUUUAGUUAUACUUAUGAGGAUAUAUAAAAAUCACGAUACUUAAGGAAUAAGUGUGAACACGAGAUUGAGAACAAUGGGUAUAAGGAUAAUGUUUCCAUAUCAAAAUCGAAUUUGAGAGCUAUACUUUCGUAAAUUUGUGCAUCGGGAUAAAUAGCGAAUGAAACAUGGCGUUUGUUUCUUUCAUAUGUUCCGAAUAUAUUGGUUCUUGAUUUUUUUCCUUACGAACUUUCAAUUUAUCACAGUGAACGAGGCUCCUAUGUGUUGAAGCUUCGUUUUCUUUCGCAACAUUUCACCGCAACCGUGCGAACAGUCAAUGGUCUAUUGAGAUGUGGAACGUUUUUGAAAUAUCGAAGAAUACAACAUGACGUCCCGUAGUUACACAAAAUCUUACAGCCGUAAGGUCAGCAGUGUGACACCUGGGAGCAUUCAAUUCGAUAAGCUUUUUAGGGAGAACAGCAAUCGACCUUCUGCUGCUAAAUCAGCAGGCACUGUUGGAAAAUGGGGUAUUACAUCUUUCACAUCUAUCAGAAGCACAAAUAUCAAUGGAAGAAGAGAUGAUAUACAUAAUACAUUUGGUGCAAAGAGAAUAAAGCUCGAUUAUGGAAAUCAAAACGCUCGCGUUAAUUCUGGAAAAGAUCCGUUUUCGUUUGAAACUGAUCCAGACAAUAAGCCAGAUGUAGCACCACCGGUUGUUAAACCUAAGAAGUUUUUUAAGAGUAGAAAUGUUCCACCUCCGAUAGAAGAAUCUCGCCAGGAUGUGGCAAUAUACAAACAAGUACCUGAUUCACAUUAUGGACGAACACGUCCUCCAAAAGCGACUCUGCAGCCGCCUCUGCCACCAAAGCAAUCUGUGACGAAAGUGUCGAAUGCUCCGGCUAAAAAGAUAACAGAAACUUUAGAUGCAACCAAUAACGAUGUAACUCCUAGCAGGGAGGAAGGAAAGCCACCUAUCGUAUUGAGAAUAUGCAAAGGCACAGCACGAUUAGUGUGUGCAAACGUUCAGCCUGCUCCAGAUCCUGAACCUGAAACGUACAGAAUUUCAACACCACUUAUGAGUCCGACGAAAACGGAUGUCGAACGUAAGAAUGUUAAUACGGACACGCUAAAAUCUGAUCAUAAAACAGUCCGUUCUCAACAACCUAUUGUUUCCACAGUUACAAUACCAUUAGAAAAUUCCGAGAUGAGAAGAACCACUCGUAGUCGAACCAAAAAUCUGCAUUUAGAUUCAACACCAUCCUCUGCUGUGUCCGCAACACCGGUAACUCCCAAUUCGCAUAGUUCUGGUCUUUCUUUAACGCUUAGAAAAUCCGUCACCGAUUCCAACAAUACCUUAAUAUCACAUUACGAUAUCGUUAAGACUGAUUGUGGUUCAACAUAUGCCUGCAAGCCAGCAAUCGAACCAUUAAUUGGGCGUGAUCAACCACUGCCAACUACAACACAAGAACUGAUCGACAUAUUGUCGAAUGAUUCUGAUCCUCUGCAGACGAGACCAAUGAUAAUAAAUGCAUCAGAAAACGAGGAAACUGUUGGAACCGUUCCGGACGAAGUUCAACACUGUUCGAUAGAUAUUCCGACGAACGAGGUGAUCUCGGAGCCUACUCCGCAGCCCGAACCGGCAUCGCAACCUGAAACGGUUCGUAUACCCGAACCGGAACCAGAACAUGAAUUGGAGCCAGAACACGAAUUGGAGCCAGAACCGGAGCCUGAACCAGAACUAGAACCAGAACCAGAUCACGAAGUAGAAACCGAACAACCACCUCGAGCUAGUGACAACGACACAGCUACAGCUAAAACCUUAGUCGAUCAAGAUUGGUUUUCUGGUAGCGACGAUAGUGAAGGUAUCAGUGGUAAUGCAGAAAGUGACAUAGCUUUACACGUAACAAGCACGGUAGUAGAGUCUCAACCCCAAAAUGCACCAUCUGCAGCUAUUCAGAAACCUGCUACCAAAAAAGGUAGCAUUUUUAAAAGUCGCUCUACAGGUGCAACAAACGGAAAUAAAAGAAGGGCGCUGUAUAAACAUAAAUGGUGUGAUAGCGAUAAAGAAUCAAAUACCGCAGAUACUGCUACUGCGGGUAGUGAUACACCAACUACUGCUUCAGGAUCCCAUAGCAAUACCGGGCCUGUAGAAUACGAGGAAGAAUUCGACCCUUCGCAACUGACAAGAGUUGUCACAUAUCCUGAAACUGUUGCAGGUUUUGAGGAUGAAUCCGAUGCUAUAACUAGCAUUCGUUGUGGCAAGAAAGUUAAGGGUUUUUACACUGUAGUAAAGAAUGUAAAAAAAGCACAUCAAAUUCAAGAAAGUGGAGAAUUUCAAGAGUUUAAUGACGAUGUUGAAUAUAUAUUAGACACUUUAAGGGAGAACAAUCCGAAUGCUACUCGUUGUCUUUCAGCUAUACGAUUAGCUAGCAAAUGCAUGGCACCCGCGUUUCGAAUGCAUGUACGUGCUCAUGGCACAGUUGCCAAGUUUUUCAAAGCACUUCAUGACGCGACCAAGGACCAGAGCCUUGCUUUGUGUACAGCAACAGUAAUGUUUGUAUUAAGUCAAGACCGUUUAGCUAUGGAUUUAGAUCGGGAUUGCUUGGAAUUAAUGUUAAGUUUGUUAGAAUCUGAUGCCAGUCACAAAGAUGCGCUCGACGAUUGUGGCCUUAGCGGGGCUGAAUUGUUAAAGAAUAGAGAGAAAGUACGCCAAUUAUGUGCUGAUAUUCAAGCUCAAGGACACGCGAAACAUUUAAAUCUGGAUAAUAUCACCGUUGGUCAACUUGCUAUGGAAACACUUCUCAGUCUUACAUCGAAACGUGCUGGCGAAUGGUUCAAAGAAGAACUUAGAGAAUUGGGAGGAUUAGAACACAUUGUUAAAACAAUCAGAGAUUGUCACCGUCAUAUUAAUGCUCAGGAUAUUACGAGAUCUGGUUGGUCAGAUCCUUUAUUAGACAAAUUACGUAAAGUUGAUAGAUGUCUACGUGUAUUAGAAAAUGUUACUCACAUGAACGAGGAGAAUCAAGUAUAUUUAUUGAAAUACGAAAAUGGAGUUUUAGUCAGCACAUUAGCAAAUUUGUACCAUCUUUGUGGACAAGAAAUUCCUAUUUAUCCAACCAUAGAUCCGAGUGAUAAAACUUCUACUGGUGCUGUUAUUAGAGAGUGUCUGUUUGCUAUUAUUAAAGUCCUGAUCAAUCUCACACAUCGAUUCAAUAGACAAUCUUUCGGAAGCAAAUCAGUAGGAUCGCAAACAGGAGUUCUGGAUUGCAGUUUGUACCUUUUGUUACGCGUUCCCGAGUCACUUCCUGAAGAGAAGCGUUUCGAUAUGAUGAUGUUGGCAUUGAUUCUGUUGAUAAAUUUAGUAGAACAAUGUGAUGAUAACAAACAAAUUCUUAUCGAUUCAAAAGCUCCCCCGUCUCCAGAAAAUAUUUUUUAUGCAUCUGAAGAAAGCGGAGUAGAAUCUUUAAUCGACCUUUUCUACAAACAAGAGGAAUUAGCACGUGCUGAAGAGCAAAAAACAAAUGCUAUUUUAGACGGGGAAAAAGAUAGCGAGCAAACGGAGACUGUGUCGACUACAACUAAAUCUCAGGAGGAAUUUAUUGAAGAAACUGUUACGAAAUUAUUGCAAAAGGCGGGUCGCCACAUGGAACAUACUUUAAUUGGAGCGUACGUUGUACUCCUACUUGGUUACUUAAUAAUGGAUAAUAAGGAUUAUGAAUCGUUGGUACGAAGUAGACUUCCAGAUAAUAAUUUUACCGCUAUGGUGUCUGUACUUCAGAAAUUUUUCAAUUUCAUGAAUCUAACGGCAUCGAAUGAAGUAAGUAGUUGCGGAAUCGCUGCUACUGAAAAGGUGAUUAAGUUCCUAAAAAUGUCGGAUGCCAGAGUCGAGGAAGAGAAAAAUGAAUUACCAUUACCAGCAUUAGAAGAUCCAAACAUAAUGCUUGAUUUGUCUUCGUCUUGAUUGAUAUAUUUUACAAACACUUCACGUUUUUUAUUACCCUGGCAAGCAAAAGGAGCCAAAGUUAUAUGUGUCCAACGAAGGGAAUUUCUAUCGCAGUAUGGAUGGACCUGUUUCAUAUUGACCAUAUAUUUUGAUAUAUAUUUAUUCACUUACGUAAUUUAUUGCUGUACCUUUCAUUAAAUUGUCUUAUUCCUCCCUAGUACCAGUAACACAGUUAGAUACUAAGUGUAAGUUGUUAAUUAAUCGCGCAGAGAAACUAAUAUCAUAAGAGACGCGCUUUGUAAUUACGCAUACAGCUUACUUAAGUUCUUGGCUGGCGUGUAUGUAUUAUUAUCAAUUAACUGAUUUAGCAAAUCGAUCAUGUCUUGUUUACUUUUAUGAAGGUCUGUCUGACGAAAACUACGAGAACAUACAGUGUACUUGCCGGAUUUUUAAUUCGUUUGCUGUAAAAUAACGCAUAAAUUCCCAAAUUUUACCGAUUACUUUUAAUCUACCUUGUAAGCUCUUAAUUACGUAAUUGGCGGGGUGUUGGGGUUUAUUACAACCCGAUUAAAAUUUUCGAGAUAGCAUUAUUAUAUAAGUUCAUUUUAAUAUUAAAGAUUAUACCAUAAGCCUUGUAAAUUAAAAUUUAUAAAUUAUAAUUGUAUCUUAAAUUCACAGUUUCCGAGUUAUUGGAUCCCAUUAACAGGCGCAUGAUUUCACAAAACACUUUUAGUCGCGUGUUUUGCCUGAUAAAAUAAGGGAAAAAAUCAGAGAUAUAUAUUACAUUGUUAUGAAUAUGCAAUAAACUAGCUUCGAACGCUAUGGACUUGUAAAAUAAAGCAUUUUUUUAAUAAACGUUCAGAUACGUUGUGCAUUAGAGGA